Messenger RNA from Poecilia latipinna (sailfin molly), 693 nucleotides. RefSeq names its product complement C1q-like protein 4. The transcript has 5 exons. The record is from RefSeq and is a predicted model, not a curated record. Bases 1 to 591 code for a protein of 196 amino acids. Gene Ontology annotation, molecular function: protein binding. NCBI's taxonomy places the organism in Eukaryota, Metazoa, Chordata, Actinopteri, Cyprinodontiformes, Poeciliidae.
AUGAGCGCCUCGUUGGCUGGACUGAAGGUGGAGAUGAGGUACCUGCAGAGAGAUUAUGAAGUAAAAACAAGAGAAGUGGAGCUGCUGAAACAACAGUACCAAGCUCAUGCAGAGGAACUGCUCAGAGUUCAAACCAGGGCAAACGGCACUGAAACCAAAGUGGAGGCUCUGAGGAGAGAAGGAGAAGUGAAACGAGUGGCUUUCUCAGCUUCCUUGUUGACCUCUGGUUCAAUAACGAUUGGUCCAUUUAACUCACACACACCUCUGGUUUUCAAAAACGUUGUCUCAAACAUCGGAAAUGCCUACAACCCAAACACAGCUCCAGUGAGAGGAGCCUACCACUUUGAGUUGUAUAUCUAUGGACCUGGACAUGCUUCACAUUCUACAGGUGCUGUGUUGACCAAGAAUGGAGAACAUAUUGUUAUGUCAUAUGAACAUCAGCCUUCUCACUAUGCUAAAUCUGCUAAUGGUGUCACAUUGCUGUUAGAGGUUGGAGAUCUCAUAUUUUUGCGUCAGUGGAAAAACUCAGUGAUUUUUGAUAACGAGAAUCAUCACAAUACCUUCAGUGGUCACCUGCUUUUCCGCAUGUGAUCAGCAAGCUGUGCUGAUUUUCACCAUCAACUCUACAACAUGUCAGAACUGACACAGAGCUACAGUGGUGUGAGAAAGUAUUUGCUUUCGCCCUGAUUUUAU